UUUUUCCUCCAAAAAAAUUGUCGUGAACGGAAAACCCUAAUUAUCGAGUACAGUAACUCUGUAACUGCCCUUGGAUGCUGACCAUCUUCCCCAAUUGUCCCUUUUCUUUCUUUCAACAACUCUUGUCCCUUGGAUGCUGACCAUCCUCCCUCUUCAUCUCUCUAAAAAACUGAAGAAUUCCCCUCUCUGAAAACGGCGAAAGUAAAAUUCUACAGAAUUCCGAAUGAAUUCUGUAGGAACUUUUUUUGAACAACCAUGAAACGACGAUAUGACCCUAAGGUGCCGAUUGAUAUUAGCGAGGACGAAGAAAUAGGGGAAUGUCUCGCCAUAGUCAAAAAAGAAAAGCGAGAAACCAAGAAAAUUGGAGUGAAGGUGGUGAAAAAGUCCAAUUCGAUAAGCGAGGAAGAAGAAUCGGUUACCUUCCAGAUUGAGACUGACAUUCCGCUUAGGUGGGUAAUGAUCGCGUUUUGUCAGAAAUCGGGUUUGGAUUUUCAAACCAUCCGAUUUGAGUUUAACAGUGCUAAGUUAAGGGAAACGGAUACUCCCCAUCAACUUGGCAUGGUUCAUGAUGAUGUAAUUUUUUCCACCCUUAUUCCAGGUGGUUCUGGGUAUAGUGCUGUGAAUUAUGUAACUCUAUGCAUCCGCAUGCAUAAGGAGACAGACAUGUUUCGUAGUGUGAGACGCUCUACAGCUAUACUGCCUCAGCUUAUGCGAUGUUUUCCUAGCAGUGGACCUCAAAAACAAGGCUCUCUAAGCUUUGUUUACGGAGGAUUGAAGUUAGAUGAGAAUCAUACAGCUAAGGAACUCAAUAUGGAAGAUGGUGACGUCAGUGAUGGCUUCAAUUUUAACACAAUGAGUUCUUCCUUGAGCAUAAUUCGUCCACAUAUUACUCUCAAAGUGAAAUGUGUGUCGGGCAAUUUGACGCUGUUCAGAGUCACUCAGAACACUCGUUUGGGUCAGAUGAUGGAUAGAUUAGUGCCGCCGAAUCCAUUGUCGGGCGAUAAAAACAUUCGCUUUCUUUUCCAUGGCAGACAACUUGAAGCUACAAAAACAGUUGAGGAGGUGCAGCUCCAGGAUGGUGAUCAAAUUGAUAGCAUUCUUUGUCUUAGAGGGUGUUAAAGUUUGUUUGGUCGAUUAAUCAUGUACGGAGUAAUACAAGUAUGAUUUUGCUUUGUAAAUAUCGUUUUAUUUUCCCUCGUAAGAUUUUUAGCAGUUGCAGUAAAAAGCUGAUGAGAUUGCUGGUUGUUUAGCUGGUUUAAGGGCUACCUACAUUUGCUACUAGAUUUUAGCCAGUGCGAUGCACGGAUUUUAUUAAAUUGUUAUCUUUUUUUUUUGACGAUAAACAUCAUAUGUAUAUACCACUUUUAUAUAUUAGAUUAGAUUAGUUUUUUUUA
Spinacia oleracea (spinach) is the source of this 1394-nucleotide messenger RNA. RefSeq lists its product as uncharacterized. The coding region runs from base 256 to 1119 and encodes 287 amino acids. The record is from RefSeq and is a predicted model, not a curated record. The transcript has 4 exons. Gene Ontology annotation, molecular function: protein binding. NCBI's taxonomy places the organism in Eukaryota, Viridiplantae, Streptophyta, Magnoliopsida, Caryophyllales, Amaranthaceae.